Messenger RNA from Echinops telfairi (small Madagascar hedgehog), 4028 nucleotides. It is a transcript of the gene PEAR1, whose product is annotated as platelet endothelial aggregation receptor 1. The transcript has 20 exons. Gene Ontology annotation, molecular function: protein binding. NCBI's taxonomy places the organism in Eukaryota, Metazoa, Chordata, Mammalia, Afrosoricida, Tenrecidae. Gene Ontology annotation, cellular component: membrane. The record is from RefSeq and is a predicted model, not a curated record.
ACACACACACCACCAGCAGCCUGAUUCUGAGCUGCCCAUCAAGUGUGGGGGUAAGGAGAGAGAUGGGGACAGUUGGCUGUCUCCAGCCUGCACACCACUGAUUAGAAAGGACUUCUUUCAAGCACCUGGGACCCAGCCCCAUUCAGGGUCCACCACAGCCUUGCCCCCAGGGAAGGGAGGGCACUCCUGAGCCCCAGCUGCUCAGAGAGAGCCCUGCCCCCUUCCUGGCCUCCAACAUGACCUCAACUUGCUGGUUCUCCUUUCAUGCCUUGGUAUAAAUAUUGAAGCUCCCGGUCAGGCCCUGGGCUGAGGGCGGGGGACUCAGAGAUAGAGUCCCUGCCACCAGAGGCUGUGGUCAGAGAACCGAUAUUACAACACCGGUGACUGCAAGUAGGGGGCACCUGAGCCACUUCUUGGAAGCUCUCUCCACUGACUUCAGCCCUCAGGCUCCUGGCUGCAGUACCACUGCCCCCUGCUGCUCUGCGCCUGACUCGACUAGUUGAAGGCCCCUGCAAUGUCACCACCCCUGAAUCCCCUCCUCCUCCUGGCCUUGGGCCUGAGACUGGUGGGAUCCCUCAGCCCCAACGACCCCAAUGUGUGCAUCUUCUGGGAAAGCUUUACCACCACCACCAAGGAGUCCCACUCGCGCCCCUUUAGCCUGCUUCCCUCCGAGCCCUGUGGUCGGUCCUGGGAGGGCCCCCACGUCUGCCCGCGGCCCACGGUCGUCUACCGGACCGUGUACCGCCAGGUGGUGAAGACCCAGCACCGCCAGCGCCUGCAGUGCUGCCGGGGCUUCUACCAAAGCAGCGAGACCUGUGUCCCGCUGUGUCUCCGGGAGUGUGUCCACGGCCGCUGUGUGGCGCCCAACCAGUGCCAGUGUGUGGAGGGCUGGCGGGGCGAGGACUGCUCCAGCGAGUGUGGCCCGGGAGUGUGGGGGCCGGAGUGUGAAAAGCCCUGCAGCUGUGGCAACAGCAGUUCCUGUGACCCCAAGAAUGGGGUGUGUACCUGCCCCUCUGGCCUGCAGCCCCCCAACUGCCGCCACCCGUGCCCUCCUGGUCUCUAUGGUCCUGCCUGCCAGUUCAGCUGUCAAUGCCAUGAGGCACCCUGUGACCCCCAGACGGGAGCCUGCCGCUGCCCCCCAGAGAAAACUGGGCCCACCUGUGAGAGGCCCUGUUUCCCAAGCACUGUCGGUGUCUGCCCCAACACCUGUCAUUGCCACAAUGGGGGUGUCUGCCAGGGCCCCCAGAGCUCCUGCAGUUGCCCACCUGGCUGGAUGCUGGACCACUGCCUCUGCCUGCACGGCGGCGUCUGCCGGGCCGACAGCGGCCUCUGCCGGUGCGCGCCGGGCUACACGGGCCAGCACUGCGAUAGCCUGUGUCCCCCUGACACUUUCGGGGUCAACUGCUCUGCACGCUGCUCCUGCGAAAACGCCAUCUCCUGCUCCCCCAUCGAUGGCACCUGUGUCUGCAAGGAAGGUUGGCAGCGUGGUAACUGCUCUGUGCCCUGCCCACCGGGAACCUGGGGCUUUGGUUGCAAUGUCAGCUGCCAGUGUGCCCAUGGGGCAGCCUGCAGCCCCCAAACUGGAGCCUGCACCUGUACUCCUGGGUGGCAUGGGAUCCACUGCCAGCUGCCUUGCCCGAAGGGGCAGUUUGGUGAAGGCUGUGCCAGCCGCUGUGACUGUGACUAUGCUGAUGGCUGUGACCCCAUUGACGGACACUGCCGGUGCCAGGCUGGUUGGACGGGCGUCCGCUGCAGCCUGCCUUGCCCUCAGGGCUUCUGGGGGACCAACUGCAGCCACACCUGCACCUGCAAGAACGGGGGCACCUGCAUCCCUGAGAAUGGCAACUGUGUGUGUGUCCCCGGCUUCCGAGGCCCUUCCUGCCAGAGACCCUGUCAGCCGGGCCGCUAUGGCAAACGCUGUGUGCCCUGCAAGUGUGCCAACCACUCCUCCUGCCACCCUUCGGACGGGACCUGCUACUGCCUGGCUGGUUGGACAGGCCCCGACUGCUCCCGGCCAUGCCCUCCAGGAUCCUGGGGGUCCAACUGCGCCCAGCUCUGCCAGUGUCGCAACGGUGGGACCUGCCACCCCCAGGAUGGGGGCUGUCUCUGCCCUCCAGGCUGGACUGGGCACCUCUGUCUAGAAGGCUGCCCUCCAGGAGUAUUUGGCACCAACUGCUCCCAGCCGUGCCAGUGUGGGCCCGGGGAGAGGUGCCACCCGGAGACCGGAGCCUGUGUGUGUCCCCCAGGACACAGCGGUGCCCCCUGCAGGAUCGGCAGCCAGGAGCCCUUCACGAUGAUGCCUACCACGCCAGUGGUCUAUAACUCGCUGGGGGCGGUGAUUGGCAUUGCUGUGCUGGGGUCACUGGUGGUGGCACUUGUGGCCCUGUUCAUCGGCUACCGCCACUGGCAGAAAGGCAAGGAACACCAACACCUGGCCGUGGCCUACAGCAGCGGACAGCUGGAUGGCUCGGAGUAUGUCAUGCCAGAUGUCCCCCCGAGCUACAGUCACUACUACUCCAACCCCAGCUACCACACCCUGUCCCAGUGCUCUCCUCGCCGCCCGCCCCCAAACAAGGCUCCAGGCACUCAGCUCUUUGCCAGCCUCCCUGAGCGGCCAGGAGGAGCCCAUGGGCACGAUAACCAUGCCACCCUGCCUGCUGACUGGAAGCACCACCGGGAGCCCCCAGCAGGGUCUCUGGACAGGGGUAGCAAUCACUUGGACCGAAGCUACAGCUACACAUACAGCAAUGGUAAUGGCCUUGGCUAGUUCCCCAGUAAAAGGCCCAUCUCUGAGGAGGGCCUGGGGGCCAGUGUGGCUUCCCUGAGCAGCGAGAACCCCUAUGCUACCAUCCGGGACCUCCCCUGCCUGCCAGGGGGUCCCCGAGAGAGCAGCUACGUGGAGAUGAAAGCGCCCCCCUCAGGCUCUCCUCCCAGGCAGCCACCUCAGCUCCGGGACAGCCAGAGACGGCGACAGCCCCAGCCCCAGAGAGACAGCGGCACCUACGAACAGCCCAGCCCACUAGUCCAUGACCCAGACUCUUUGAGAUCCCAGCCUCCCUUGCCGCCCGGACUGCCCCCUGGCCACUACGACUCACCCAAGAACAGCCACAUCCCAGGACACUAUGAUUUGCCACCAGUCCGGCAUCCCCCAUCACCCCCACGUCGGCGCCAGGACCGUUGAGGAGCCAAGAUGGUGUGGGAGAAGUCAGCACCCCGGCCCUCUGUUCCCCAAGACCGGGGAGAGAGCCUGGUGGACUGGUGCCAGGAGCAGGGGGAGGAGCGGAGGCCGCGGAUGUGAACACGUUUAGUGGAGGACGUGAACAGAGAGGAUGAAAGCCCAGCUUCUAGUGUGGGAGACAUUGGGCGGCAGCACCCCUGGGUCAGCCCACUGCUCCCCCAACUCCAGGACCUGUAGGCAUAAACUGCUGAGAUGAACGAGGCCGGUGACCCAGACACAAAUGGGACUCUGCAGGCCGGGUGCCUGCCUGACUCAGUCUGUCUAUAUGGGGCUGCAGAGGGGUGCCAGCCACAGGUUCUCUCUUAGGGUACUCGUCAUUGAGUGGGGAGGCAGCCCAAGCCCAGUCAUUCUAGCAAUAGCCGCCUAAGUGGUCUCCCAGCACCCACCCACUUGGUAUCUCGUCCAGUGAACUGUUCCAAAUGCAAAUGCGAGGUGACACUGUCCCCAGAUCUUCAUUGAGGUCCCCUUGGGCCAGAGUGAAAUGUUAGCCCAGCCAUAAAGGCCCUAUCUGCCUCCCCAGCCUCUCCGUGAAAUGGGCUCCCUGUCACUGCCAAGCCAAGGCCAGUCACACGGGCGGGCCUCCAGGUUCUCCUAGUUCUCACACUUCUUCCUGACAUAGGGACUUGGCACUUCUGGAAAGUUCUUCCUCCCCCCAAACACCUCGUGACUCUUCCUCCUCCAUACCUUUCUGUAGUGUGAGCUCCCCAAAGGCAGGAAUCCUGGGUUUAUGCUCAACAUCGGUUCCCCCUGGGCUCAUAGUAGGCGCUCAAUAAAUGUUCUCCAAAAGGCA